AUGAUCAUAUGGGCUAAUGGCUCACCCGGGUUUCCGGUUUACAAGGCUUUUUACGUCUUCUGCGGCAGCUGGAACCCCGCCUCAUACCUAGUCGGCCGAAAGUUUCGCUUGAGCAUUUCCGAGUUUUUCAUCGGUGCAGCCCUAGUCCCGCCGGAAGCAGUUCAAGCCGUUUAUGACUUCCCGGAUAUCGCGUUCACUAACGCACUACCCUACGACAAAACGCAGCAAGUGAUUCCUCAGGCAGACUUCGACGCAAACACCACAUUCGUAUAA
Penicillium crustosum is the source of this 273-nucleotide messenger RNA. RefSeq lists its product as uncharacterized. Lineage: Eukaryota; Fungi; Ascomycota; Eurotiomycetes; Eurotiales; Aspergillaceae. The transcript is spliced from 2 exons. The coding region runs from base 1 to 273 and encodes 90 amino acids. The record is from RefSeq and is a predicted model, not a curated record.